AAAAAAAAUAACCGGAACGUCAGUCAUUUUUUCGACAUUCUGAUAUGAGUUUUAAUUUUUCGUUACCAAAAAUCAAUUCCGUGUUUUCUUUUACAAAGUUAGAUUUUAGUUAUUUAGUUUAUAUUUUUGUUUUACGAAGUGAAAAAUGCAGUCGGUGGUCACUUUUGAAAAGCCACUUCCUCAUUUGAGCUUAUCGGACUGGGAUGCCCGACUUUACGGCCUACAGGUAACAGCAGACACACGCAGAGCGGAUGCCUUCGACCUGCGAUAUUCUGCCCACCAACUUCGGAAUGAAACCAAAAUCAAGACUGAUUGGGACAGCUACCACAACAAUAACCGACUUCGAGCCAGGGUCUAUGAAAUAGAACAAUGGAAGUCAACAAUUCAAGAGCUUCUGGACCGCUUAGACCGGGAGAUGGCUUCCCUGAAAGAGGAGAAGGCGUCAACUGAACGAGAGUUGGAACAGUUGAACAUGCCUCUACUGGUUUGCUCUGAAUGCUUGUCCAACAGGGACGGCAGAAGAAGCUCGGAGUUGACUUACGAUCUGGCUGACACUGAGCUGAAGAAGGAACUUUGUGUAACAGAAAGCAACAAGAAAAUGUUGAUAGAUCGCUGCCAAUCGGCUUGGGAAAAGAUAAAUAAACUGGAAGUGGUCAAAUUCAAACUGCAGCUGGACCUUAAUGACAAGAACGAAGCGUUGCAGAUAGAUAAAGACAUGCUGAGCUUGGACAAAGACUGUGCGAAUAUUACUUAUAAAACUAACUCGUUGAAAACUCCACCAAGAAUGAUCACAAACGAGCAAUGGUAUGAAAAAUGCGAGGCCACUAAGAAAAUGGCGUUGGAUGAGCUCGCGGAUACUCUGCGUCUAAGGGAAGCCCUGUUCGUAGCCAGAGGACGGGCUAGGAACGCAUUGCGGGCUCAGACUGAUGUCACCAACUACAUGAUGAGAAGGAGGAUCUACGACACCCAGCGGGCGAGGAACGAGCUGCAGUGGCAGAAGAUGAAGAUGGAGGAAAACAUGGAUAAGUUGAACAACGAGAUAAAAACAAUGGGCGAGCAGUUCGCUGACAAGGUGAACGCUCUGAAGGUAGCUGAAACCAGGUUGGAAACAAGAGGGUACCGGCCUGGCAUAGAACUGGCUUCGGAUGAGGCCGACCUCGGUCUGAAAGAGGAGGUGAAGAAUCUGAGAGAGACCAUCAGGCAGCUGCAGGAUAAACUGGACUGUGCAAAAGCCACCUACAACGCUCUCGAGAGUACAUCAAUUCAGAUAGCAAUAGACUUGAACGACAAGGAGAACACCCUGGAAACCGACAUCCGAGCCUUGGAGAUGAGAGCUGCUUUGGAACCGAAACGUCCUCAGGGCACCGAUAAGAACUUAAUACUGGCCAGCAUGAAGGACGAAGUCCCGAAUGUUGAAAAUUAAAAAAAAAAAGCUUCCAUGGAUGAUAUAGCAACAGAAAUGUGGUUUUAAUUAAUGUUGUUUUCGCGUGAUUUGUGACAUUUAAUAUUGAAUUUGGUUUAUUAUUGAAUAAAUUCUUGUGCUCUUU
Molecule: messenger RNA, 1547 nt
Organism: Plodia interpunctella (Indianmeal moth)
Lineage: Eukaryota; Metazoa; Arthropoda; Insecta; Lepidoptera; Pyralidae
Exons: 7
Coding region: 146-1423 (425 amino acids)
Biological process (GO): cilium assembly; cilium movement involved in cell motility
Cellular component (GO): nucleus; microtubule cytoskeleton
Source: RefSeq, a predicted model, not a curated record